AUGGGAAAUAACGUCUCAUCAGUCACAGGGGUCAAAUCACCCAAUUUCUACGAACAAGGCAACGGAAUCAACGAGAUCUGGGUCAAAGACCUCGAAGUGGUGUCCAGGUUGCCCUUCGGAGAUUCAGAUCUGGGUCAGGCCGGCUGGCCUGUUGGAGGUUGGCCCAAAAUCCCCUGGCAUCAAUUCAUCAUUCCGUUGAAGCGUGAUCUUGCGGGAAACAUCCAAAACAACUUUAACGAAACGAUGGAAUACGCAGAGAUGGACUACUGCAUACCACAGGACAACGCCUGUCACUGCCUGCCGAAAUUUACUGAGGUCGGAUAUAUGGGAAUGUACCACAACUGGGAUAUCAAACACGCUGCGUGGUUCUCAACAAUUUUGAUGCUCGCGGGGCAUGUGACUUUGUAUUUGCUUCAAAAUUCGAUGCAGUGGAAUGUUGUUUGCUUGAAACUUCAUGCGCUUUACCCAAGUCCUGCUGAAUAUAGCACAUACUUGGACUGCCUUCGUACAGGUCGACUCGAUCCCCCUACAGGUCGACUCGAUCCCCCCAAUCGCAUUCCAAGGUGGCGUCACCUGAAAUCGUGGCUUUGGCGGUUUUGCUUGCGCAAGUUCCUCAUGCUUGUCUUUGGCACAAUCUGCGUGGUAUUCGCCAUCCCAGGUUUAGCAUUUGCCUUUAAAGCGUAUACAGGCCCUCAGGUGCUCGUGAUCAUCCUCGUAUAUGUUGCAUGUAUGUUGGGGCAACUGGCUGUGAUGGUAUUCGGCAGACUGAUGGCAGAAUUCUACUGGCAUUUUCGCUUUGAAAAGUGGACUGACAGUGUUGACCCGGAGGUCGAAGGCGCAGUAGCCGUGGAAAGCUCCCAACAUCCUACCGUGACUCCUUUGGUGGUCCUUGUCGACAACAAUACCCUGCCCACCAACACCAACACUCAAGAGGCGAAAGCGGAGCUAUGA
Messenger RNA from Penicillium verhagenii, 951 nucleotides. RefSeq lists its product as uncharacterized. The transcript has a single exon. The coding region runs from base 1 to 951 and encodes 316 amino acids. The record is from RefSeq and is a predicted model, not a curated record. Lineage: Eukaryota; Fungi; Ascomycota; Eurotiomycetes; Eurotiales; Aspergillaceae.